AUGGCAAAUGAAUUUCGUGUUAAACGUGCGUACGUCGAGGCGUGCGAACGAAACUGGUCUAAACAAUCUUCAUCGAAAAACCAUACUAGUUUUAAUAGUAUUAAAGUAUUGAAUGACAUUCCGGAUGGCAAAAGAUAUCUACAAGGCUUAGGAUAUAUUCUAAACUUAAAUAAUGCUGAUGGAUGGAAUACAUUUGAAAGAACAUUAUGCUUGAAUAUUGAACUUAGUGGUCCCAGCGCAACAGAGUUCAAACGAUUGGAAUUCAAAAUCGGGGGUAAAAAUGGCACAGCAACCUAUUUACUUGUAGCAACAAAUGUGGACUGCUGUAAUAAAGUUACAGUGUGUUAUGCAUUUCAUCAUAUUAAUCAACAUAUUCUAGACCAUGGCGGGUUCACUUUGCGUACAGCUGAUAUUACACUUGAUUGGAUGAGAGCAAAGUCUUGUGAGAGUUUAGCAGCUAUGCUACCACGAGAUGUGGCCCCACACCUGAUUUAUGAAUAG
Molecule: messenger RNA, 501 nt
Organism: Rotaria socialis
Lineage: Eukaryota; Metazoa; Rotifera; Eurotatoria; Philodinida; Philodinidae
Source: the annotation of a GenBank genome assembly